GCACACAUGGUCAGUCCUCCCACGCUGCAGUCUCAUAAACUCUGUCUGAACCUGCCUCAGAGGAAAAACGCUCUCCCACAUUCAUUCUUGGUUAUAGUAAUAAAGUGUCGACUACACACUGAUGGCGAGUAAAAAGGUGACUCAUCAAGCGACACUGAUGCUGCUAUUAAUAACCUGGAGGGAGAGCAUGCAUUGCAAUGGACUUACAGUGGAUCCUCCUGAAGACCUUGUGAUAUCAGACCCUGGACAUCUUGGACAUCUCGACAUUACAUGGAGCCCCCCGGCCAGUUUGAUCAAUGUGACAGAGUGCCAAAAACAGUAUCAGCUGGAGUACUUCAACACAUACAAGAACACCUGGACUGCUAUCAGGACGUCCAGGAUGACACACAGUGCCCAGUUUGAUCUGAUGAAAGACGUCAGAGUGAGAGUGUACACCUUGCUGAAUGGACCCUGCACCAAUGGCACCAUGAUGAAGAGCAAGAGCUACACUGAACUGAUCCGGAAACCACUCAGCACAGGUGUUGUGGGUACUGCUGUCCAGGAUUUUGUCUGUGUGUACCAUAACAUGAGGUACGUGGAGUGCAGCUGGGGAAGGAGCCCAAAGAUGCCGACCAGCUCACAGCAAAAUCUGUACUUCUGGCACAAAGAGCUGGAACAGGCAGAAGAAUGCCCAAAAUAUUUGUUCUCAAGCGGAACCAGGAGUGGCUGCAACUUCACAGGGAAAUCUCUCCCGGAGUACACCAAUAUAAACUUCUGCGUAAACGGCUCCUCUUCUGAAGGGCCCCUGAAACCGACAUUCAUCUCCCUGCAAAUCCAAAACCAAGUGAAGCCUGACACCACAGAGAAAGUGCAUCUGCAAACAGGUCCAGACAUGCAGCUGGAGCUACACUGGGAUGGUCCUGCUGGGAGGAUUCCUGGACACUGCCUAGAAUGGGUGGUGGAACACAAUCAAGAGGAACCUGAUGGGAAAAUUGCUUCGCAGCAGAUUUCAACCAAACAGACGACCCUAUCUCUGCCCGCCAUCCACGACAAUCAGAGUAACUGCUUCAGGGUUCGGUCCAGAUUGCACAAGUACUGUGCAGAAAAGAGCUUUUGGAGUGAGUGGAGUCGUCCGACAUGCCACCCAGAAAAGCAAGAAGUCGCGUCUGAACCAGAAUGGGACAUGGUACCUGUCUACGUUUAUAUCGCUGUUGCCAUCAUCGCCAUACUGGUGCUGUCGCUAUGUGUGGGGGCAGUGCUUAAAGUGAGGAGAUCGAGACAAGUAAAGAAGCCAGACUCUCUGCUCACCACCCUGUUUGCCAGAAAUUCAGUCCUUACAGUGACAGACGUGUAAAAAGACCAGGAAACCUCUAUCGCUCUCAAACAGCACCUUUGUCAGAUGAUUUUUAUCGUAUAGCAUUCCACCUCUCUCGUUGUUGGAUUGAAAAUCACACAAUGAAGCUCUCAAAGAUGCCUCACAGUCAUCAGAUUACUACUGCCAACACACAGUUACUGAAGAUAUAACACAUUAGGCUGAAGGUUACAGUGGGUUAUUUACCAAAAAUAUAACACACAUUUUUUAUGUACAUUUUUAUACAAAUGCUUGAAUUUACAUGAACUAUUCUGAGUCAUGUUAACUGGAAAUGUUAUGUUCAUGAUUGUUUACUGUUUGCUAUGACACUUGCCAGCUGAUUCAGUCAGCAGUAUAUCCAGUGUUGUGUUCAGGAGCAGUUGCUUAUUCUUUGGGAAUUUGUUUUUGAUGUUUUUACUAUUUGCCAGAUCUCUUGCCAGCUGAGUCACUCAGUACUACUCCACUUCAUGAUGUGGAGAAAUUUUUAUUGAAAUCUGUUUUAUAUUUUCUUGUUAACUUGUUUACUUUUUGCCUAAACUCUUGCCUCUUGGUCCAGACAUCAGAGGUUUUAUUAUUACAUCCAGACCCAUUAUAUAAUGGAUAAUAUGUAUGAAAAGGUUUAGUACUUUACUGCACACCAGGCCAAUGAAGUCUUUGAUCAUCCCAAGAAUUUAUAAUAAUGACUGAGUGGACUUUUUUUUAACUUGAAAGGGUUUAAUACAAAAGAGUGUCAGGUGAUUAUAAUGCCAAGACUCCUUGCCAGUUUUGUCUUGAAGAAUUUAAAUUGUAACUCAACCUGCAAAACGAUCCUAAAUGUUGCCAAAAUGUCUCAGUUACACCAAAUGUACUCCACCUUUCUUCUGAAUUUUGUACAUUUUUAUUGUUUGAAAUUGUAGAGUUGGUCAGAUGUUAUCAUGCUUUUAUGUGCAACGUGCCUCAUAAAAAUGUCUCUUUUUAAAACAUUCAGACAUCCAGAUACCUGACCCUAUCUGUCUGUUCUUGAAUAAAGACUUUGUGAGUAUCAUAAACAGGAA
Molecule: messenger RNA, 2364 nt
Organism: Epinephelus lanceolatus (giant grouper)
Lineage: Eukaryota; Metazoa; Chordata; Actinopteri; Perciformes; Serranidae
Gene: il13ra2
Product: interleukin 13 receptor, alpha 2
Biological process (GO): cytokine-mediated signaling pathway
Cellular component (GO): external side of plasma membrane
Molecular function (GO): cytokine receptor activity; protein binding
Source: RefSeq, a predicted model, not a curated record